This is a messenger RNA of Brassica napus (rape), 2003 nucleotides long. RefSeq names its product putative F-box protein At1g47790. The transcript has a single exon. Lineage: Eukaryota; Viridiplantae; Streptophyta; Magnoliopsida; Brassicales; Brassicaceae. The record is from RefSeq and is a predicted model, not a curated record. The coding region runs from base 2 to 1162 and encodes 386 amino acids. Gene Ontology annotation, molecular function: protein binding.
CAUGGAGCAACAAGAUCAAAAGAAGAAGAGAAACGACUACAAAGGAUGCUUUCCUAUCGAUCUAACCUCAGAGAUACUUUUGAGGCUACCUGAGAAAUCUGUCGCGAGGUUCCGUUGCGUGUCAAAGCUUUGGUCAUCAAUAAGCACCGAUCCAUAUUUCAUCAACUUGUUCGAAACUCGGUCCCCACGGCAAACUAUUCUACUUUGCGUCAGAAAAUAUGACAGUCUGUUUGUUUCCUCGAUUCCGCAGCAUAAGCACAUGCAUACUCUUCAUCAGAGUUCUAACAAGUCUUUCUCAUCUUCUCAGCCUAUUAGUUGUUAUAAUAUGAAGUUCCCAGAAACUAAUGAUUUAUAUCCUACCGAAUCUGUCCACGGCUUGAUCUGUUUCCAGGAAUCAGGAAAGCCCGUAGUUUGGGACCCUAGCAAGAAAGAGUUUGUAACCUUACCCAAGCCAAGAAAGAGCUGGAAUGAUAUAACAGUUUUCUUAGGAUAUGAUCCAACCCAAGGUAAACACAAAGUAAUGUGCCUUCCUUGUAACAGAAGUACUGAUGUGUGUCGAAUCUUAACAUUGGGAUCAGCUCAAGAAUCAUGGAGAACGGUCAAAACUAACCAAAACCAUCGUUCUUCCAUUAUUACUAUUGGGCGAUGUAUCAAGGGGGUUAUAUACUAUCUAGCCUAUAUUUUUCACAGUCGUCUCCAGGUUAUAAUGAGUUUCGAUAUCAAAUCUGAAAAAUUCGAUACGAUACCAUUACCAGCGGAAGAUAUAGAUAGACCUUUUCUGAUAACUUAUGUGGGACGGUUAGCUUUUGUUGAUGACAAAAAUCCUAGAAGAAUGUUGAUUUUGGAGGAUGCAGAGAGACGCAAGUGGUCAAGCCAAAACUUCCUUGCAUGUUUACGUCACCGUGAUGUGAUUACUUCAGAAUAUUUGCAUUUAGGAGGUUCCACCCAUGCUGGUGAGCUUGUUUAUCUAGCUCCCUAUUUUAAAAAAAAAUCAUAUAUUCUAUUUUGUGAUCCCGUGAGAAACAGCUUUAGAAGAUUUGAAUUUAAAGGAAUCGCAGAAGACGAAUCUUGGCUCAAUGCAGAUCAAGAUGAACCACUUUUCUCUCCUCGGAGCCGUCUCCAUAUUUUUCCAAAUCAUACUGAGAGUCAAAUUUCUUUGUAACAAUUUGUUGCUUUUUUUUUUGGUUGGCUUUGUUUCUUUUUAAAUUUAUGUUAUGCUUUUUCAUAUAAUUUUCUCAUUCUUUGCUUCAAUUCUAUGCGGUUCAUUUCCAAUUAAUAUUGCGGGUACUAUCUAAUUCAAAAGUAAUAGAGGAAUUGCAUAUAUGGAAUAUGCUACGCCGAGAAGAGAACGGUGGUUGGUGAGGAGGAAUUAAAAAUGAGAGCACUACUACAGGUACUAUCCAUAUUUUUCCAAAUCAUACUGAGUUUUGACCAGAUGGUCCAGACCGUGAUGUUAUCGUACCAGACUGCAAGGACUUCGAUAUGGUUACCAGUGCAAGCAGCAAGACCAACUACAAAAGCUUGAAGCAGAUACACAACAUAGUAAGAUUACCGCAUCUUAUUGUUAGAUUUUCACCGCAUGUCAUUUAAGUCUUGCCGGUUUGGUCGUGGCGUUUACAAUGUUGUCUGAAGACUCUUGGGAUCUUGAGACUCUCAUAUGUUUAGCACGACGACAGAUGCAUUGGAUUGGAGAGGUUUGUAGCCCUUCGUGUCUGUCUUUAGAAUUGGUUUUGUUACAAAGCUAUUAGGAAACCAGAGUAUUUAUAUAAGUUAUUUGAACAAAACAACACUGACGAUUCUUGGGAAAGAGUAUCUGAAUCCAGAACAAAAUGUGGAUGCAAUUAUUCAUAAUCCUGCUGGAAAUUACAGGGAUAUUUAUUAUGAAAAAAAAUCUUUGAGCAAAGACUGGUGGCCUCAACAAGAAGCCAGCAAAGGAAAUUGAUUCAGUGGCCCUUAAAGAGUUCAAAACACAGUGUCUCCUCCACGGUGGAUGAAUAAUAUAU